AUGACACGUGCCUCUGGCAGGGAGCUGGUGCAGGGCACUGGGACGCUGCUCUAUUACCUGCCCAACGGCACACGGGUGACACAGGAGGCCAACAAGCAGGAGCACUGCUGCUACCAGGGGACCGUGCGAGGCUUCCCCAGCUCCUGGGCCAGCCUCUGUGCCUGCGCUGGACUCAGUGGCCACCUCGGGCUGUUGGAGAGCAGGAGCUACGUGCUGGAGCCAGACACCGGCAGCCCCCUGGGGCAGCACAUCGCGUACCAGCUGCAGGGGGCCCGGCUGGUGCCGCGGGCCUGUGGGCAGGACCCCCAGGACCCUCUCCGGGCAGCAGUGGAGGAGACACAGCCCCCCUGGCCGCAGAGGGGCAAGCGGGCGGUGGUGGAGCAGCGUUUUGUGGAGCUGGUGAUGGUGGUGGACCAUGCUGCGUUCCAGAAUUACCCCAACCUGCAACGCAUCCGCACCCGGACCCUGGAAAUCGCCAACCAGGUGGAUGUGUUCUCCCAGCCACUGGGAGUGCGGGUGGCCCUGCUGGCUGUGGAGGUCUGGAGCAAGGGUGACAAGUUCACAGUGGGCAGCAGUGCCCGGGCCGCACUGGAGCAGUUCCUGCACUGGCGCCAGCAGGAGCUGCUGCCCCGGCUGCCCCAUGACAACGCCCAGCUCCUCACGGGCACCCACUUUGAUGAUGUUUCAGUGGGGAUGUCGGCUCAAGCCUCCAUGUGUUCCCCUGCACGCUCUGGGGGGGUGAGCAUGGACCACUCGGUCAGCGUCCUUGUCGUUGCCUCCACUGUGGCUCACCAGCUGGGGCACAACUUGGGGAUGCGGCACGAUGGCACCGGGCGCUUCUGCUACUGCAGUGACCUCCAGCAGGACCGUGGCUGCAUCAUGGCGUCACCCACGGGGCUGACACCCGGCUUGAGCUUCAGCAACUGCAGCCAGCAGGACCUGGAGCGCAGCCUGCAACAGGGACUGGGCUGGUGUCUCUCUAAUGUCCCCGAGCCCCGAAGCCUGGCCGGGACCCCCCGCUGUGGGAAUCACUUCCUGGAGCCAGGCGAGAGCUGUGACUGCGGCCUCAGUGUGGAGUGCACUGAUCUCUGCUGCAACAGCAGCACAUGCCAGCUGAUGCCCGGGGCCACGUGUGCCACUGGGGACUCCUGCUGCCAGGACUGUCAGCUGCGACCUGCUGGACACCCCUGCCGGGAGCCCUAUGGCGAGUGUGACCUGCCCGAGUUCUGUGACGGGGUCUCUCCCCACUGCCCCCCUGAUGCCUUCCUGCAGGACGGGCAGCCCUGUGCCAGCGGGCAGGCAGUCUGCUACGGUGGAGCCUGUGCCACCUACGAGGGACAGUGCCAGCAGCUGCUGGGGCCAGGUGCCAGCCCUGUCUCCAACUCCUGCAUGGCCACCCUGAAUGCCAAUGGAGACGAACAUGGGCACUGCGGGCAGCUCCCCAAUGGCUCCUACGUUGCCUGUGCCCAGCGGGAUGCUGGCUGUGGGAUGCUGCAGUGCCACCAUGGUGCUGGGGACAGACCAGAAGGGUCCUGCCGGGGGACCCUCCUUCCUGGGGAUGAGGAUGUGAGCGAUGGGGCUAUGGUGCUGCCUGGCACUGCUUGUGGCCCCGGGAAGGUCUGCCUCCAGCAUCAGUGCCGGGAUGUCUCUGCACUGGGUGACCAGCAGUGCCAGAGCAAGUGCCACGGGCAUGGGGUCUGCAACAACCACGGGCACUGCCACUGCCAGCGGGGCUGGGGCCCCCCGACCUGCCCGAGCCCCGGCGUGGGGGGCGCUGAGACCCGGGUGCGAUUCCUGGGUCCAGAAGGCGCAGACGGCUGGAACGGGUUCCUGAGGGACGACUACACCAUCAAGGUGGCCAUCAAUGAUUACCUGGACAUCUACUGCCCACACUACGAGGGGGCUGUCCCCACUGGACGGGCAGAGACGUUCACGCUCUUCAUGGUGGACCAGGAAGGCUACCGCAGCUGCCGGGAGACCCAUGUGGCCCGCAGCCAGUGCUGUGACCCGAGGGCUGGUGUGGAGGGGGUGCCGGGUGCCAACCUGGGGGUGUCGCAGCCACCCCCUGCACCUGCUGCGCACGCGUCUCCGGUGGCAGCCAGCAAGCCCCAGGGGCACAGGGUGAUCCUUGGCCUCCACUCCCAAGUCCUGCUGGGAACAGGCGUGGUGGCACACGACAAAGGUACAGCAGGAGCUGGAGCUCUGGACAGCCCCAGUGUGGAGCUGCCUCUCCUGGGGGAGAGGAGCCGCAUCCCUGAUCUGAGCUGA
Molecule: messenger RNA, 2268 nt
Organism: Chaetura pelagica (chimney swift)
Lineage: Eukaryota; Metazoa; Chordata; Aves; Apodiformes; Apodidae
Gene: ADAM15
Product: ADAM metallopeptidase domain 15
Exons: 20
Coding region: 1-2268 (755 amino acids)
Biological process (GO): integrin-mediated signaling pathway; proteolysis; innate immune response
Cellular component (GO): membrane
Molecular function (GO): metalloendopeptidase activity; integrin binding
Source: RefSeq, a predicted model, not a curated record